GGGGACAACAACUGUAAAAAUAGUAAACAUAAAAUAGCGCCAAGUUAAAAUUAAUUGAACUAGAUCACUAAAGCAAAGAAUCAUGAGUUUGUCACGAGUUGGAUGUACUUAUGAGAAUCAAUCCUCAAAGUUCUAUAGAAAUGACCAGGAUUUCCAGCGUCAGUUCUUUAAAAUUUAUGAAUCUCGUUUAAAGCAACUUGGAGAUCUUCUGAAGCAUAAAAUCAAUGCUAAACAUGGUACCAAGUAUCCAAUAAAGAUGAUUUCUGAUCUCAGUGAAGAUGAUCCAGCGAAAUGUAUCUUAAUCGGUAAUAUAUACAAGCAUAUGGAACUGAAGCCUAGUAUUUUGAAGGAGAUAGCUGAAGAGAACCAACUGGCACCACUUCCACCACCACAAGACUAUAAUCAGCCAUCAGAUGAAAUCAUACUAGAAGACAACAUUCAAAGAAUCAAACUUUGUGGUAAAAUUAAUACUGCAGAGCUAGUUACAGGGAUUGUUGUGGCUGUACUUGGAUACACGGAAGGAGCUGGAAAAUUUCAAGUUGAUGAACUAAUCCUCUAUGAGUCAGGACCAGAAGUUCCAUUAAAAGUAUUAGAUAUAUCACCAUUGCUAGUUUUCAUUAGUGGAAUAGAUUUGGCUAAUACAGAAACACCGUCAUUACCAUUAGACUUAUUCCAGCAAUGGGCUUAUGGAAAUCUAGAAAUGGGAAGUUCCCCAACACAAUAUUGUCCAUCAAAUGUCGUCCGUAUAGUUAUUGCUGGAAAUUCAACAAGAGCUAGUGCGCCAAAGAAGCAAAAGAAUGUAAAUUCAACAAAUUUAAGAGCCAUAGACACAAAAGGAAUGGUUGAAGGUGUACGAACAUUUGAUGAAUUUCUAUUUCAUUUAUCUCAAUCUGUUGCCGUUGAUGUUAUGCCUGGAGAAUAUGAUCCAUCAAAUGUCAUGCUUCCUCAACAGCCAUUUCAUCAUUGUCUAUUCCCAAGAAGUUCAGUUAAUCGAGCACUAACAGGCGUUCCAAAUCCAUAUCAAUUUUCUAUUGAGGAUCGAAUCAUUUUGGGGACAUCUGGGCAGAACAUUAAGGAUAUAAUGAAGUUUUCAACAACUGAUGAUCCUUUGGAAUGCAUGAAAAAUACUCUAAAGUGGUCACAUUUAGCCCCAACAUGUCCUGAUACGCUUCCUUGUUAUCCAUAUUAUGAUCAAGAUCCAUUCGUCAUAACUGAAUGUCCACAUGUUUACUUUAGUGCUCAUGAUUCAAAUGUGCUGCUUACGGAGAUCUAUGAAAACUCAAAUAGUCAAAAGACUCGACUUGUCUGCAUCCCAUCGUUCCAGAAGUCUCAAACAGUCGCUAUAGUCAAUUUAAAUACUCUAGAAUGCGAUGGCAUGUCAUUCUCAACAGCUAUCGAUAUGGAUGAGGAAUGAUAAAUAUAUUUAUUUUAAGAUCAUAUUGUACUGUAAUUAAGCAUUUGAAUAUUCAAAUAAAUAAAUUAAAAUUAACAGUUUUUUG
Molecule: messenger RNA, 1499 nt
Organism: Chironomus riparius
Lineage: Eukaryota; Metazoa; Arthropoda; Insecta; Diptera; Chironomidae
Source: the annotation of a GenBank genome assembly